Messenger RNA from Mesorhabditis spiculigera, 2176 nucleotides. The record is from the annotation of a GenBank genome assembly. NCBI's taxonomy places the organism in Eukaryota, Metazoa, Nematoda, Chromadorea, Rhabditida, Rhabditidae.
UAAGAAGGGAGUAUGGAAAACCAGAUGUGGCGGCUCAAUGAUCGGCGAUUCUGUCGUGCUAACGGCAGCGAGAUGUGUCGUGCAAGACGAGGCGCCUUUCGAGUUGUACCCAAACACCUCCAUGUACGUCUUUUGGAACGCAGAGACGGUUACGCCUUGGGGAUCGGAUGAGCGGAAUGCGGAACUAUUCGGGAUCGACAAAAUCAUCGUCCAUCCUGAUUUCUUUGAAGACCGCACGACGCUGGAGAACGACUUCCACGCCGAUAUUGCGCUACUAACGGUCAAGAAAGGAGCCAACUUUUCACACGUCGUCACCCCGAUCAUGAUCCCGGAUCGCUUCAAGUGGGAUGACUGGGAAGGACCUCUCGAACUGAUGGGAUGGGGAAGAACCGAAAUCGAAAAUAACCAAAACGGAAACCUGUACGGCUACGAGGCCGGCCUAUUCCCGCCGGAUUUUUGCCAGGAACUAUUUGAAACGGAACUCCCAGACGAGGUCUACUGCAUUAGGGCCAAUGAGACGCAGACCGGGUCUUGUAAGGAAGACAUCGGCGGCGCGGUAGUGGUCAUGCAUGAGCAGAGGACGAUGCUUGUGGGCAUGCUGCCGGUAAAUGGCAUCACUGACGGCCAGUCAGAAACCGUAAAGAAGUACUACUUCGCCGCGGCGAUUCAACGAUCCUAUAAUGGAACCUGGGUCACAACCUGCAGCGGUUCGAUCGUCUCGCAGAAUCAUAUUCUAACCUCGGGGCGCUGCGUGCUGGACAAUGAGGCUGUUCAGACGGAAAAGUUGGUGCCAAACCACCUACGCGUUUUUGUGGGAACUACAUUUUGGCCAAGCGAGAAACCAGCCGGAGAUGUAGAAGAAGACGAAGAAGAGGACAAUAUCAUCAGGCCGACCCCGUACAUCGUCGCGAGGACAAUUAUGCAUCCGGAUCUUUUGAGAAACGCCCCGACCGGAGACGUCUAUAAUGACGUCGCACUGCUGGAGCUCGAGCGUCCUAUCAAAUUCUGGAUGAACGCGCUGCCAAUCUCCGUUGCCGAGCCGUUCAGCUGGGAGAAUAUUGAGAAGCCUAUAAUUGCUAUCGGUUGGGGAUCGGACGGCAGCGCCCCUGAUAUCGGUGCCAGCCCAGAGCUACGCUCAAUGGAAGCGAAUCCCAUCGACCCAAAUACUUGUCAGCCCACGUUUCCCGACAUGAAAUUCGACGAGACUGUUUUUUGUUUCGCGGGCGUGGAAAAGAAACAUGGGCCUUGCGACGGAGACUUCGGUGGCCCCGUUCUACUAAAAAUGCAUAGUUACUGGUAUCAGAUUGGGCUCGUUUCGAAUAUUGAGAUGAACUGCAGCUAUCGUAAGCAGCAGCCAGCCCUGGCCGUCGACCUGUCCCAAUUUUGCGACUGGCUGGAGCCGAUCACAAAUGCUCCCUGCAGAUAUGCAUAUUCGGUGGCUCUACGACGCUAUAUUGGGAACCAAUGGAUACACGAAUGCAUGGGCUCGAUAAUGAACCAAGAAUGGAUCCUGACGGCCGGACAUUGUGUCGCUAAGGAAAAUGCGACUCGAGAAGCGCUCUCCCCAGACCUUUUCUGGAUUUUUGCCGGCGCUGAUCACCUGACACCUUUUGGAUCACCGGAUCGCGACGUGGCAAUAAUCAAAGUGGCCAGCAUCCACCUGCAUCCCGACUUCUAUCGCAACCCGGGGAACGCACAGGGCUAUGCAAAUGACAUCGCGUUGGUGAAGCUCAGCCGGCAACUCGAUUAUACGAUGCGCAGGCAGCAGAUUCGCAUCCCGGAGAAUUUCCGGGCCUGGGACGAUCCGUUUCUCACACUCGAUAUUGCCGGCUGGGGGCGUCUCGGUAAAAAAAAACGGAUGAGCGAGGAUCUGCGCAUGUAUCAAGCCAAAGGUCGACCACUUCAAGAGUGUAGCAUCAGAGGCUCGCUGUCUGGCCCGAGCAUUUGCUAUCUCUCCAGCCGUCGAUAUAACGCCGGUCCGUGCCACGGCGAUUCCGGCGCGGCGGUGGCCACCCAAUACAAAUCCCAGUGGCUGCAGCUGGGUGUGAAUACUAGAGGACGCGUCGAUUGUGAUUAUUCUAUCUUCAAUCAUGUAUAUGGCGUCGACGCCACGAAACAUUGUGCCUUCUACGAGCAGACGAUUGGCAAGCGGAUGUGCAUCAAACUGGGAAAGAUA